This is a messenger RNA of Aspergillus viridinutans, 2184 nucleotides long. RefSeq names its product protein kinase domain-containing protein. Gene Ontology annotation, biological process: protein phosphorylation. Gene Ontology annotation, cellular component: cytoplasm. Bases 1 to 2184 code for a protein of 727 amino acids. Lineage: Eukaryota; Fungi; Ascomycota; Eurotiomycetes; Eurotiales; Aspergillaceae. The transcript has a single exon. Gene Ontology annotation, molecular function: protein serine/threonine kinase activity; ATP binding. The record is from RefSeq and is a predicted model, not a curated record.
AUGCCGGUAACAACGUCCCUUUGGUGGCCUGAAGAUCGAAUCCAAGCCACUCUCUGUCCAGAGUAUGUCUUUGGCCAUCUUCCGUCCGAUCUUUGGCCCCGUCUUGUGGCCCCCUUACCCUGGGGAGAGGGUCUUACCAGUGAGACGUAUCUCGACUGGAUCCUCCACAAGGCCGGCAGACUCUUUUUGAUCCUAGUCGACAUCGGCAUCCCUGAGCGUAUCUUCUCCCUGGUCGACAAGUCAUUCGAUGACGCAGACUUGCCAAUUGCAGCCCACGGCGUCGAUCGUCUGAAACUCUCCCUUGAUGACGAGAAUCCGGCACUAGAUGCCAAGUUCUUCCAUGCCCAGUGGCGUUUCCUCGUCCGAGGGAUCAAUCAAGGUGAUCAUAUCAAGUAUACCGAGAAUGAAGGUGUUCCUGUCGAAUUGAUACGCAACGAGCCGGCGCUUGCACGAGAAGGGGUCGAGAAAGUCGUUCUGGCUGGCGCGGUCUGCCGGGUGUAUUUGCGGAUGCAGGUCACCGUCGGAGGCGCGCCGCAUUUCUUUGAAGAAGAGGAGGUUCUGGACGAGAUUCGCUCCUUGCGACGAUUAUCUCACGAUCAUGUCUUUUCCAUUUACGCUUCUUACGUUGUUGAUGAUACCAUGUGCAUUCUGUUUUCCGGUAUAUACGAUCGUACCCUGAUGUCCUUUCUCACCGAUGUACCUCAACCUUUCAAACGCCUGCCCAAGAAUCGGCGCCGCGAGAUCCUGAUCAACUGGCCGCACUGUCUAGUUGAUGGGCUGUCAUGGUUGCAUGCUCACAACCAAGUCCAUGGCGCCAUUCGGCCGUCGAAUAUCCUGAUUGACUCGGAAUACCAUAUCUUCCUCGGCCAGCUUGAGGCGCUCGAUACGUUGCUGCCUCUUGUCAAAAUAGACGAUGUCGAGUCGUAUCAGUAUGGAGCCCCAGAGCGCUGGGUACGUGCGGCUGCCGUUCAGGAUACCGGCCCGUCUCGAACAGCUCUUCCAUCUGGUGGUCGCACGGGUCGACGGCAACCAUCAUCCCGCCCUGGAAGACUGAAUCUGUUCUCGAGAGGCUCGGGCUCUGAUGACGCGGUGGACAGUUCGCUGAGGCCACGAGCUGAGUCUGUCACCUCCCACGGCACCGCCAUUCGCGUUGGAGGGCUGCCCGAUUCGCCGACGCGAUUCUCUUUCGCGCUGUCUUCAUCGUCCUCCGGGUCCACCGGAAGUGCUCGCAAGCGUGUUGUCACCUCAGUCAAGCGGCCUAUCUUAUACACUCCAUCCAUCAACUCGUCUAACUCCUCCGGCUCCUCGGGUCACUCCGCUUCUACGGUCCUCGACCCCGCCCAACUCCCUGGCACCCGAUUAAAAACCGCCGUGGUGCAGACUUGGCAGUCACGACAGACAGACCCACAGGCAUCGGACAUAUUCUCUCUCGGAGCCGUAAUCCUUGACAUCUUCACGCACCUUUGCAAGCGUAAGAUUACCGCCUUUGCGCACCACCGGGGUGCAAAGAACAGGACCCCCGGCCGCGGAGGAGGCGCCGCGGACUGCUCGUUCCAUCUCGACCGGAAUAUCGGCCAGGUAAGUUCGUGGAUCGCCCUGCUGGAACACGACGCGAGGAAACGGAAGGAUCCCGUCUUCCUCGCCGUCGGGCCAAUGCUCGCCGUAGUGCGAAGCAUGCUGAACAAGGAACCGGGCAACCGGCCCUCAGCUACACGUGUGGAAAGCCGCUUCGUCGCCGCCCUGCGCCAGGUAGACGACUCGGUUGCUCUGCACUGCACAUCCAAGUUGCACCUGCACGCCACUGAAGCAUCCAAAAGGGAGGCCAUGCUGCAGCAGGAAUGCUCAAAGUCGGAGACUUCGGCCCCCGGCUCAACCCACCCCAAACUCACUGUCACACCAUACCCUCCCCAACCACCGGAACAAGUAACCGACUCCCCUGGUCACCCGGCACGAUCACCCGCCGUCUCGCGACAUCCUUCCCCAUCUCAAUCAGUAGCCAGCUAUGCCGGUUACACCCACUGGGCAGACACGUACAGCGACGACGACUCCGACCAGGAAAGCAGCGAAUACGCCCCUUCCUCUUCAUCACUCAGGGUCCCCUGGCCGUUGCCACCAGACGGACCCUUGAGACCGGUUCCCUCCCGGGAUUCUAUUCUAGGCUACGGAAUUGCAAUCACUAAUUGA